Molecule: messenger RNA, 5063 nt
Organism: Anthonomus grandis grandis
Lineage: Eukaryota; Metazoa; Arthropoda; Insecta; Coleoptera; Curculionidae
Exons: 2
Coding region: 73-552 (159 amino acids)
Biological process (GO): regulation of cell cycle
Cellular component (GO): nucleus
Molecular function (GO): cyclin-dependent protein serine/threonine kinase inhibitor activity
Source: RefSeq, a predicted model, not a curated record
CUUAGUCAACUCAAGUUGAGUCACUCAGUCGAAAUUUACGCGCCAUUUUUUCAAAAUUAAACAAUAAAAAAAAUGGAAAACAUUUACAAAAUCGUCAUUAUGGAAUCGGGUCCGGGACGUCUGUUCGUUCAUCCGAAAUCAAGCAGGGACUUGAGCCAGGACUUGGUUGCGAGACGUAAACGGUCCAAAAAGUGUUUGUUCGGAAAGGCCGAUCCAGAGGACACCAGACGGAUGUUGGAGGAGCAAUACGCUCUGGAUCAGGAGAGAUUCAUGACCCGGUUCGGGUUUGACGUGGAAACGAUCGAGGAGUUGGAGAGGAGUAAAGAUGACGUGAAGGAGAACGUCGCGGAGAAGAAGAAGUGUCCGGGGAGGAAGAUCCUGAAGGCGAGGAGGAAGAUGACGUUCGGGAGGGUGCAACCGAACCAAGGGCAGCAGUUUAUUACCGAUUUCUAUCAGGCGAGGAAAUCCAGCUCCGCACUAGUGCUAGAGAAGAAAAUCAACGGUGUCCAAGACGAGAAUGUUGCUCCCCUUAUUGAAGACCAACAACUGUAGGUUAAUUAAUAGGUAGUAAUAAUGUAAAAAAGACUGUAAAUAGUUUUAUAAUUUAUUUUUAUAAUUUUUUUUUAUAUAAAUUAUCAUACGGCUCGAUGCCAAAGCUUAUACAUAGAUAGUUCGCUUUUUUUAUGACGAUUGUAUAUAGAGUGCCGUCCAACGGGGUUUUCUUGCAACUGAGACGAGGUUUUUCUGCUCUAAAAAGUGAUAUUUUCUCACCGCAUGAAGCAAGAUUAGAUGCGACAUUUAUUGCGCAACAUGGCUUUUGCUAGUAAAAUUUUAGUCAGAGAAUACAAGACAAGAAAAUUUCAAUUUUUCAAAUGCAUCAUAAAAUUGUUAUUGGUUGCGCAACAUUAUGUCAAGGAAACGAGGGCUAAUUUCAAAAUCAGCAUCAAAAAAAAAUAGAAGCGACAUUUAUGGCGAAACAUUUUGCUAAUGAAGCUUUAGGCAGAAGGUAUAAGACAAUUUAUUUUUAAUUUUCAUUUUUUCAAAAUCAUAACAAAGUUGUGGUUUGUUGCGCGACAUUAUUUUGUCAGGACAGCGAGGUCUAAUUUAAAAAUUUAUUUUUUUAUGAUUUCUAGGUCGAAAAAAAAUAAAAGCAACGUUUAUUGCGACACAAUGUCUUUGCUAAAGAUAAUUUAGUCUGGGGGUACAAACCAAGAAAAUGAACAAAAAAAAAACAAUUUUUCAAAUGCAUAGCAAAAUGGUAAUUUGUUGCGCAACAUUAUGUGAGGGAAAGGAGGGCUAAUUUAAAAAUCAAUUUUUUUAAUGAUUUUUUCGUUGAAAAAAAAAUAUAACCGACAUUUAUUGCGCAACAUAACUUUUACUAGUGAAACUUUAGUCAGAGGAUGCAAGACAAGAAAAUUUCAAUUUAUAAAAUGCAAAGCAAAAUGGUGAUUUGUUGUGAAGUAGUCUGUCAGAGAAGCGAAAACUAAUUUAAAAAUCUAAUUUUUUAAUGAUUUUUAAGUCGACAAAAAAAAUUAAAGAGUUAUUUAUUGCGCAACAUUUUUUUUCUAAUAAUAUUUUAAUUCAGAGGUAAAAGACAUGAAAAUUCAAAAAAAAUAUUUUUUUCAAAUGCAUAAGAAAUCAGUGAUUUGUUGCGCAACAGUAUGUCUAUGGAACGAGUGCUAAUUAAAAAAUCCAACUUUAAUAAUGAUUUUUACUUUAAAAAAAAAUAUAACCGACAUUUGUUGCGCAACAUGACUUUUACUAGUGAAGCUUUAGUCCGAGGGUACAGGACAAGAAUUUUUUUUUUUAAUUUAAUUUUUCAAAUGCAUAUGCUGCAGAUGAGAAUUAAAAAAAAUAUUUUUUUCAAAUUUAUAAGAAAACAAUGAUUUGUUGCGCAACGUCAUGUCGAAGCAACGAGGGCUAAUUAAAAAAUCCAACUUUAAUAAUGAUUUUUACUUAAAAAAAAAAUAUUACCGACAUUUGUUGCGCAACAUGACAUUUACUAGUGAAGCUUUAGUCCGAGGGUACAGGACAAGAUUUUUUUUUUUAAAUUAAUUUUUUAAAUGCAUAUGCUGUAGAUAAGAAUUAAAAAAAAUAUUUUUUUCAAAUUCAUAAGAAAACAAUGAUUUGUUGCGCAACGUCAUGUCGAAGCAACGAGGGCUAAUUAAAAAAUCCAACUUUAAUAAUGAUUUUUACUUAAAAAAAAAAUAUAACCGACAUUUGUUGCGCAACAUGACUUUUACUAGUGAAACUUUAGUCCGAGAAUACUAGGCAAGAAAAUUUUUAAAAUUUCAAUUUUUCACAUGCAUGUGAUUGGUUGCGCAACAUAAUGUCAAUGGAGCGAAGACUAAUUUAAAAAUCUAAUUUUUUAAUUAAGACAUUUAUUGAGCAAAAUUUUUUUUUCUAAUAUUAUUUCAGUUCAGAGGUUGAAAAAAUUUCAUUUUUUCAAAUUCAUAAAAAAAAGGCGAUUUGUUGCAACAUUAUUAAAAAAAAUAAAUUCAUAAGAAAACAGUGAUUUGUUGCGCAACAUCAUGUCGAAGGAACGAGGGAUAAUUUAAGAAUUUAAUUUUUUAUGAUUUUUAAGGCGAAAAGAAAAAGAUAAGCGACAUUUAUUGUGCAACAUUGCUUUUAUUAGCGAAACUUUAGUCCGAGGGUAGAAGACAUGAGAAUUAAAAAAAAAUUUUUUUUUCAAAUUCAUAAGAAAACAAUGAUUUGUUGCGCAACAUCCUGUCGAAGGAACGAGGGCUAAUUUAAAAAUUUAAUUUAAAUGUUGAUUUUUAAGUCGAAAAAAAAAUAGAACCGACAUUUAUUGCGAAACAUGACUUUUACUAGUGAAACUUUAGUCCGAGAAUAUAAAGCAAGAAAAUUUAAAAAAAUUCAAUUUUUCAAAUGCAUGUGAUUAGUUGCGCAACAUAAUGGAGCGAGGACUAAUUUAAAAAUCUAAUUUUUUAAUGAUUUUUAAGUCAACAAAAAAAUUGAAGAGACAUUUAUUGCACAGCAUUUUUUUUCUAAUAAUAUUUGAGUUCAGAGGUUGAAAAAUUUCAUUUUUUCAAAUUCAUAAAAAAAUGGCGAUUUGUUGCACAUUAUUAAAAAAAAAAAUUUUUUUCAAAUUCAUUAGAAAACAGUGAUUUGUUGCGCAACAUCAUGUCGAAAGAACGAGGGCUAAUUUAAAAAUUCAAUUUUAAUGAUGAUUUUUGAGUCGAAAAUAAAAUAGAACCGACAUUUAUUGCGCAACAUGACUUUUACUAGUGAAACUUUAGUCCGAAAAUACAAGGCAAGAAAAUUUUAAUAAUUUAAAUUUUUCAAAUGCAUGUGAUUAGUUGCGCAACAUAAUGUCAAUGGAGCGAUGACUAAUUGAAAAAUCUAUUUUUUUAAUGAUUUUUAAGUCGACAAAACAAAUUGAAGACAUUUAUUGCGCAACAUUUUUUUUUCUAAUAAUUUCAAGAAAAUUUUUAAAAAUUUAAUUUUUUCAAAUUCAUAAAAAAUGAUGAUUUGUUGCACAACAUUAUAUCAGGAGAGCAAGGUCUAAUUUAAAAAGUUAUUUUCUUACGAUUUUUAAGUCGAAAAAAAAAAUAAAAGCAACAUUUAUUGUGCAACAUUGCUUUUAUUAGCGAAACUUUAGUCCGAGGGUAGAAUGCUUGAAAAUUAAAACAAAAUAUUAUUUUUUCAAAUUUAUAAGAAAACAAUGAUUUGUUGCGCAACAUCAUGUCGAAGGAACGAGGGCUAAUUUAAAAAUUUAAUUUUAAUGAUGAUUUUUGAGUCACUUUUCUAAUAUUUUAAUUCAGAAAUCUUUAAAAAAAUAUUUUUUUUUAAAUUCAUAUAAAAUGGCGGUUUGUUGCACAACAUUAUAUCGGGAGAGCAAGGUCUAAUUUAAAAAUUUAAUUUUUUAUGAUUUCUCAGUCAAAAAAAAAAAUAAAAGCGACAUUUAUAGUGCAACAUUGCUUUUACUAACGAAACAUUAGUCGGAGGGUAAAAGACAUGAAAAUUUAAAAAAAAUAUUUUUUUCAAAUGCAUAAGAAAACAGUGAUUUGUUGCGCAACAUUCUGUCAAAGGAACGAGGGCUAAUUUAAAAAUCCAAUUUUAAUAAUGAUUUUUACGUUAAAAAAAAUAUAACCGACAUUUAUUACGCAACAUGACUUUUACUAGUGAAACUUUAACCCGAGAGUACUGAACAAGAAAAGUUUUAAUUAAAUGCAAUUUUUCAAAUGCAUGUGAUUAGUUGCGCAACAUAAUGUCAAUGGAGCUAAGACUAAUUGAAAAUUCUAUUUUUUUAAUAAUUUUUAAGUCGACAAAAAAAAAUUAAAGAAAAAUUCAUUGCGCAACAUUUUUUUUCCAAUAAUAUUUUAGUGCAGACAAGAAAAUUGUUAAAAAUUUAAUUUUUUCAAAUUCAUAAAAAAAUGGCGGUUUGUUGCACAACAUUAUUUCAGGAGAGCAAGGUUUAAUUUAAAAAUUUAAUUUUUUAUAAUUUUUAAAUUGAAAAAAAAUAAAAACGACAUUUAUUGCGCAACAUCGCUUUUACUAACGAAACUUUAGUCCGAGGGUAAAAGACAUGAAAAUAAAAAAAAAUAUUUUUUUCAAAUUCAUAAGAAAAUAGUGAUUUGUUGCGCAACAUUAUGUCAAAGGAACGAAAGCUAAUUUAAAAAUCCAAUUUUAAUAAUGAUUUUUACGUUAAAAAAAAUAGAACCGACGUUUAUUGCGCAACAUGACUUUUGCCAGUGAAACUUUAGCCCGAGAGUACUGAACAAGAAAAUUUCUAAUUAAAUGCAAUUUUUCAAAUGCAUGUGAUUAGUUGCGCAACACAAUGUCAAAAGAGCGUAGCCUAAUUUAAAAAUCUCCUUUUUUUAUGAUUUCCAAGUCGUAAAAAAAUCACCUGCAAGAAAACAAAAUCCGAUGAGCGGUUUUAUUGUAAAUUAUGUAAGAAGUUGCUACCGCAAUAGAUUCUAGUCUGUCCUUUGUAAAUAAAUGUACGUAGAUUUUCUACAAAUUGUUGUACAUUUUGUAUUAUAUAGUCAGUGAUAUUUGUAUUUAUUCUAUAGUUUUUUUAAUAAAUAAAUACAGAUUUA